CAUUGAGCUAUCAACACAGCAACUAGCAGAAGAAAACAGACCACUGACUCUGUUAUUGAUUUCUUUUUUCUCUGACUUGAAGCUCUGUUUGUUCUACUUCAUCUGGAAGGAUUUUUGCUCACCAGCUCAGCAUCAUUCAAUUGUUCAAAAAAGUUUUUGCAAAGAAGGCUGCGAAUAUAAGAGGAAAUGAAGAACUCAGUAUCAGACCACGCCUUUUUCAUUGAGAGUGAUGAUGAGGAUGAAGACAAGGAUUCCAUUAGAGGUGAAGAUGAUGGGAAUGAUUCGGAUUUUUCAAAUUAUUCCGACGAAAACCCUCAACAUCAGCGCAAACCCAGUUCCUUAAACCCAUCGUGGCCCCAAAGUUACAGGCAAUCGAUUGAUCUGUACAGUAGUGUACCGUCGCCAAGCCUUAACUUUCUGGGGACUCCAAAUUUGUCGCGAUUAGGCAGUUCGUUUCUUUCUUCAUCACUGACAAGAAGACACACUCCUGAGAUACUCCCGAGUUUGAGCAAACCUUUCUUGCCAUCAGCAACAGACAAUCAGCAGCCACAAGAAAGACGUAGUUCUCAUUCCCUUCCUCCUCCACGGGGAUCUUCUGCCAAGAAGUUGCCACACUAUCAGAAAUCUUCCAAGGUUUCACAUGAAAUUCCUCUUUCUAGGCAGAGCUCAUACGGCCAAUCAGUGCUUAAUGGCAUAAAUGUUCUUUGUGGAGUAGGACUUCUUUCAACUCCUUAUGCAGUGAAAGAAGGAGGAUGGGUUGGAUUGUCCCUUUUGUUCGUCUUUGGUGUCCUUUCUUUCUACACUGGUAUCCUUCUUCGAUACUGCUUGGAUAGUCAGCCUGGUCUCGAGACUUAUCCAGAUAUUGGCCAGGCUGCCUUUGGCACCGUGGGUCGUCUAAUCAUUUCUAUAGUUUUGUAUGUGGAGUUGUAUGCAUGUUGCGUUGAAUAUAUAAUCUUGGAGAGUGAUAACCUAUCUUCUCUGUUUCCAAAUGCACAUUUAAAUCUGGGAGGAUUAGUACUCGAUUCACAUUAUUUAUUUGCAAUUAUGAUCACUCUUGCUGUGCUUCCUACAGUUUGGCUCCGCAAUAUGAGUGUUCUCAGUUACAUCUCUGCCGGUGGAGUUAUUGCAUCAGUUCUGGUGGCCGUUUGCUUGUUUUGGGUUGGCUUGGUGGAUGACAUUGGUUUUCAAAUUGAAACCACGAAGACAUUAAAUCUCUCCAGUUUUCCUGUGGCUAUCGGGCUUUAUGGCUAUUGUUACUCAGGACAUGCCGUUUUCCCUAAUAUCUAUACAUCAAUGGCCAAAAGGAGUCAAUUUCCUAUGGUCCUUUUAGCCAGUUUCGGAAGUUGUGCUGUUCUUUAUGCUGUAGUCGCUGUAAUGGGAUACAUGAUGUUCGGGGAAUCAACAGAAUCACAAUUCACUCUUAAUCUGCCAACGAAUUUGGUUGCCUCUAAUAUUGCUGUGUGGACUACGGUAGUCAAUCCAUUUACCAAGUAUGCUUUGACCAUAUCUCCAGUAGCCAUGAGUCUUGAGGAGUUGAUACCAUCAGAUCGUAUGAAAUCUCAUAUCUACUCCAUCCUCAUUAGAACGUCGUUGGUGCUCUCUACUUUGGUUGUAGCCCUUUCCAUCCCCUUCUUCGGUCUUGUUAUGUCGCUGAUCGGAUCUUUACUCACCAUGCUAGUGACGUUGAUACUUCCUUGCGCUUGCUUUUUGAGCAUCCUAAGAGAAAAGACAACUCGUUUUCAGAGAUCACUGUGUGCCGUGAUCAUUACGGUUGGGCUUGUGUCUUCGAUUAUUGGAACAUAUACAGCAUUAUCCGAAAUUGCUCAACAGUUGUUCUGAUCAUGUUUGGUACUCAAAUAGUUGAUUGUUGUUGGUGAUGAAUAUAGAAAUAGAUUAUACACCGUUUUUGCUUCUCAUGGGGGUAUUAUUAUUGUUAUUAUUAAUUAUUAUUGGUGUAUGUUGGGAUGUUCAGUAUGGAAUUUUGUCUCCCUUCUUUGUGCAAUUAGCAUGAAGUUGGUGUUGUUCCCUUUAGUUUGUACUCCAUUAUUCCCAAUUUCAUGUCUUUUAAGACAUUAAUAUUGUUUA
Messenger RNA from Cynara cardunculus var. scolymus (artichoke), 2085 nucleotides. Its product is annotated as amino acid transporter AVT1C-like. Gene Ontology annotation, cellular component: plasma membrane. The record is from RefSeq and is a predicted model, not a curated record. The transcript is spliced from 14 exons. The coding region runs from base 187 to 1839 and encodes 550 amino acids. NCBI's taxonomy places the organism in Eukaryota, Viridiplantae, Streptophyta, Magnoliopsida, Asterales, Asteraceae.